This is a messenger RNA of Parastagonospora nodorum SN15, 612 nucleotides long. RefSeq lists its product as hypothetical. The record is from RefSeq and is a predicted model, not a curated record. NCBI's taxonomy places the organism in Eukaryota, Fungi, Ascomycota, Dothideomycetes, Pleosporales, Phaeosphaeriaceae. The transcript has 4 exons. Bases 40 to 351 code for a protein of 103 amino acids.
UUCUGAUCUCCAACUUCAAUCUGUAUAAUUUGCAUAGCAAUGGCAUCAACAACAAGCAACAAACACCCUCUGCUCCUCGCUGCAGCCGUCGCGCACGGCGUGCUCGCUCUAGGCCAUACAACAAAAGGUCUCGACCAAUUCAAGCACCCGUCCUUGAACACGCUGCCCACAGCUUUGCGCGGUGCCGUACAAGCCGGGUGGUACGAAGGCUCUGUCUUCUUCGCCAUCAUGGGUAAUAUUCUAAAAGUGGUCAAUGACGGGCAUAUACGACAUAUACGACAAAUCCAUUGCUACGCUCUUGAUCAGCUUGCUCAUCGGUGCCGGAGCAAGCUACUUCAAGAGCGGAGAUAAGCCCUACUGCGACGACGCUGGCGGGUUGUUGCGAUUAUUCAAGGGCUGGGAGUUCGAAAUGGGGUGGGAUGUGGAAGUAUAACUCUUCUGUGUCUCGGCUUUUGGGUGUGGGGAAAGAUCAUCGAGGGAAUUGGUAAGAGACGGGUGUCGACGUAGGCCUUUUCAUUCGAACCUGCAUGCUAAUUUCUCCGCGCCGCGCUGUAGUUUGACGAAUUCAGUCUUGCUUCUUGUAGAAGUUCAGUCAGAUUCAUGUUCCUAUUU